AUGAGCGCCACUCUGAAUUAUAAGUCUUUUUCUAAAGAGCAGCAAACUAUGGAUAACUUGGAGAAGCAGCUUAUUUGUCCCAUCUGUUUAGAAAUGUUUACUAAGCCAGUGGUUAUCCUUCCAUGUCAGCAUAAUCUCUGUAGAAAAUGUGCCAGCGAUAUCUUCCAGGCCUCCAAUCCAUAUCUUCCAACCAGAGGAGGCACCACUGUGGCUUCAGGAGGUCGAUUUCGCUGCCCCUCCUGUAGACAUGAAGUAGUUCUUGACAGGCAUGGAGUGUAUGGCCUUCAAAGAAACCUGCUGGUGGAAAAUAUAAUUGAUAUAUACAAACAGGAAUCUUCCAGGCCUGAAAGAAAAACUGAGCAGCCAAUGUGUGAAGAACAUGAAGAUGAGAAAAUUAAUAUUUAUUGCCUGAAUUGUGAAGUGCCCACCUGUUCAAUGUGCAAAGUUUUUGGUGCUCAUAAAGACUGUCAGGUUGCUCCCCUCUCGAAUGUUUUCCAAAGACAGAAGUCUGAACUUAGUGAUGGGAUCGCUGUGCUCGUGGGAAGUAAUGACAGAGUACAAGGAAUUGUAACUCAGCUGGAGGAAACCUGCAGAACAGUUGAAGAAUGCUGCAAAAGGCAGAAAGAGCAACUAUGUGAAAAAUUUGAUUAUUUGUACUUAAUAUUGGAAGAACGAAAAAGUGAGAUGACACAAAUAAUCACUCGGAGCCAAGAAGAGAAAUUGGAACAUGUCCGGUCUCUGAUAAAAAAGUAUGCAGACCACUUAGAGACAGUAGCAAAACUGGUAGAAUCAGGUAUCCAAUUUAUGGAAGAGCCAGAAAUGGCUGUAUUUUUACAGAAUGCUAAAGCGUUGCUACAAAAAAUUACUGAAGCUUCCAAAGCAUUUCAGAUGGAAAAAAUAGAUAAAGGCUAUGAAAAUAUGACCCACUUCACAGUCAAUCUUAAUAGAGAAGAAAAGAUAAUUAGAGAAAUUUACUUUUACAGAGAAGAAGAGGAGGAGGAGGAGGAAGAGGAGGAAGAAGAUGCCACAGAAAGGAAAACAUCAGAUGAAAUCCACACUGAAUCAUCAGGUGAAGAAGAUGAAAUAUCUGAACAAGCAUCAUCUCUGCAACUUCAACAGGAUAUUGCAUUGAAAGACACAUUAGCAGUAUCUCAGAGUAAUCUGAUACCAUCAUUACCUUCUAACCCACUAGUUAAUACUCCUACUACAGCAAAACAGGAUAAAAUUGUGGAUACUACUACACCACAGCCUGGGCUAGUAGAAACUGGACUACAGUCAAAUGGAGAGCCAUCUGAUCCCUUCUUCUACCCUAGUUGGUAUAAAGCACCACCACGACAAACAAGCAAUUCAAAUCCAGCUCCAAUGAUCGAAAGUAGGCAGGUAGGGGCUUCCAUUCCUAUAGAAGUGAAUGUCAAGAAGACAGAGGCUCCAGAAGCAGCUUCUGCAAAUACAAAUUCUGCUGUGUGUGGUAAGGAAGUUAACCCAUCUACAGAUACUUCACAGACUAUUGAAAUACUGCUCUGGAGAUUUUCUCACUCUCUAAAACACUAUGGAAAGCACUUCUGGAACCGAACCGAGCUUUAGCAGAUCCUGCACUAAGCAGGGGGUUGGGCCAGAUGUCCUCUGAUGUACCUUUCCAUUACAGUACAUGAUUCUGUAAAAAAUGAGUCAGCAAAACAUGCUUCCCCACCAUUUUCUUCAAAUGGACAGCCUCUCCUGGAUUCAUUUGCCUCUUUAAGUGGAAGGAAUACUUUUCAUUGUCAAGUUGUCAUGUUUGGAUCUAACCUUAUGAAAUAACUAAUGAUAUUAAGAGAAAAUCACACUGAGUUCAAAGGGGCUUAAUUUCAGAAAAGAAAUGAUUGGGCUGAAGUAUAAUUUAUCACAUUUGCAAAAGGAUGGUAAUGGCUUUGACAUUGAUGGUAUGUUAAAAUCUUGACUUAAUAAAAUCAGCUCGAGUUGUAAUAGAAAGUUAAGAUUUCAUCUUCACUGAUUCCAAACAAAUCUUCUUAUGUAGUUCUCAAAUAAGAGAGUUAUGCUGAGACAAAGUUCCAAGUUCCAUAUACGAACAAUUACUAAAUUAUCAGAAACUCAUUUUUGUAUGGGUGAAGAUCUUGAGACCUAUUACUUUAAAUGAUUCACUAACAGUUCAUUUAUGUAGUGCAUAUAAAGAUUAAGAUAAAAUAUAAUUCAGGAGCCACAUCUUUAUCUGUUUGUACUUACACCUGUCUUAUACUUCAGGCCAUAGGAUUUCAGAACCAGGAAUAGAGCAGAGUACCAAGGUCACCAUUAUGGGUAGCCUCUGGUUAAAAAAAAAAACUGUUUGCCUUUCUCUGCUACUAUUGCUGAAUAGGGUUCUCUUGCACAAAACAAAGACCUACCCAAGAGUAUUGAAAGCAGAGCCACUUACUCGCCAGGCUCUAGACCAUGCUUGUGUCAGUACAUUUUGGCAGAUGAAGCAGCUAGCCACCAUGCUGCUGGUGGCCAUCUGGGGCACUGACAACAGCUUUUGCCCCAAAUAGCCUGCUUCCAGGUACAGCCCCUUUUAUUUAAUUUACAUUUGUUUGUUUGUUUUUUGAUUGUUUGAUUGAUUGAUUGGUUUAUAUGCUGCCCAUCUCCCUAUCCAAGUGAAUCUGGGCAGGUUACCAUGUAGUGUAGUGUAUCACUAUAUAAUUAUGCCUCUUAUUGGUGCUUAAGAAAUUGCCAUAUAAAUGUGUUAGAAUCCUAUCAAUGCAAAGCUUUGAAUCAAGAUCCUACUGAGAUCAGAACUGAGAAUCACAAAGAAAUGUACCAGAGCUAGGAGGAUCUUUUUGUGAGGAAGGAAGCCUUUUUUAGGUGUGUCUGCUCAGAAAGCCCACUUUAUCUGUUUGGGUGAGUGGAUUCAGACUAUAAACCAAAGCCAAACAAGCCACAAUAUGUGUCAUUUUAAUAAAUUUGAGGUUCUGUCCAUGGCAUGGCCCCUACUGAGUCAAUUCAUCCUAUUCAGAAAGUUCACCCUAAUCACUGCUGGGUCUGUGCCAGCAUUUUAAUUUCUUUAGCUCAAAUUGGGACAGGCAAAGACUGAACAAGAUAUUCUAAAUCGGGGGUCUUUAUUGUUGCCUGACAUUUUAGUUUGUACAUGCUUCUUACAAGGACUAAUCUGGCACAAAGUCUACUAGAUAUGGGCAUUUUAAAAACUGGGCACAAUGUAUACUGGGAGUGGAAUGUCUUCUUCACCUGGCUCAACAGUUAGGAGCAGAUGAUUUUGGUGACAUUAGUGAAAUCAUGUUUUAUUAUUUCC
Messenger RNA from Crotalus tigris (Tiger rattlesnake), 3277 nucleotides. RefSeq names its product tripartite motif containing 55 (gene TRIM55). Gene Ontology annotation, molecular function: zinc ion binding. The coding region runs from base 1 to 1584 and encodes 527 amino acids. The transcript is spliced from 10 exons. NCBI's taxonomy places the organism in Eukaryota, Metazoa, Chordata, Lepidosauria, Squamata, Viperidae. The record is from RefSeq and is a predicted model, not a curated record.